Meloidogyne enterolobii is the source of this 342-nucleotide messenger RNA. NCBI's taxonomy places the organism in Eukaryota, Metazoa, Nematoda, Chromadorea, Rhabditida, Meloidogynidae. The record is from the annotation of a GenBank genome assembly.
UCUUCAAUAAAAUCAAAAAACAAUAUAACAACGACAUUGAAUAAUACCUCCAAAUUAUUAACCGAAAAGGCGCCUAAAAAUGAUAAAUUGGAAAGUAUCCAAGAGAAGGAAGAAGACAUGUUGUUGGAAUUGUUUAAGCCUGUAAAGGAGCAGAAAGAAGGAAAACAAAAUUUAAAUAAAAAUGGAGGUGGACGAUGUUCGUCUGAUCAGGGUAUAUUGGGAAAAUGUGUCUAUAAAAAGGAGAAUUCAUUAGGGCCUGAAUCCGAAAUUUCGACUCGAACUCGAAGUUUCGACUCAAAACCGAAAUUUCGACUUGAACUCGAAAUUUCGACUUGGACUUGA